GCGAUGAACGGGCUCGAGACCGCCGCCGGGGCGAUCUUCGUCGAGUUAAUUCGACAGCAGGCAGAACGUCCGGUGUCCCCGGCCGACUCUACAAUAUCCUCUUGGAUGCCAGGGCAGGACAUGGGCCGCCAGCGUCAGCGCCAUCCGGCCGCAAUGAGGGUGGACCCCCCGAUGGCGCAGUACGAGCCCUUCCGGCGGACGUACGUGAGCGACCCUUCGUGCGUCCCACAGCUGCGAUUCGCCAACGUCCCCGACGCCGGCGCUGACCACGACAAGCGGGAGGCAAGCCGCCACUGGCGCCGUUCCGGUAGGACGUGGUCCAGGGUCCCUCGAUUUCGCAAAGGCGAAACGGCCUUCACGCACGACCCGACCUACAAGCCGCCGCACGCUGUCGUGGACAAGUGGUACAUGACCGAAGCCGGACCCAAGGUCUCGCUGGCGGGUCGCGUGGAGGAGUCGAGGUGGCAGUCGUGCCACUCGAUGCAAUCCGGCAGAGAACCGCGGAAGCCGACGAGGUCCCGGUUGCCUCAGGACCAGCAGGUGAAGCCGAGGCCGCCGGGGCCAGCGUCCUACCACAUGCGCGAUCCCUGGGAAGUGCGGGAAGUGUGUGGAGCCGUCCCGAAUUCAAGAGUGUUCUGCAAACCGGUCCGUCGGGUCCUACCGCAGACCUCGGCCUUCACCGUUGCGCCCAGCGGCAGCUGCGACAUGUCGGUGGACACUUCGGCCGCUCCACCCCCGCCCGCCGCCGCCGCCCCCGCCGCCGCCGCCCCCGCCGCCGCCGCCGCCGGCGAUGACGAAAACUCCGCCUUCAGAUUAGACGAACCCCAGGCCCGGCCAGCGACGGCAGGGGUCGCCGCCACGGUCUCAAGCGCAACAGCUUCAACGGGGUCGGCACGUGAUCUACCGUUGCACUCUCGAAGAGUCUCGCGAACACAAAAACGCAGCGCUAGGUUCGGAGGCGGGGUUGGACGCCCAGGCACCAAGACCUCCCCCGGCCGACAUCAAUCCGGUAUUAACCUACUACCGCACGCCGCCGCCGCCGUGCGGGCGGCUCGAGCGAGGCCGACGGCGGCGGUCGGCCCGUCGUCCUUCGCGCGAGCGGAGAGGCCCCACAUUGCCGACGAGGGCAGGCGAAAGGAGGAGAGCUACGGGAAGAAGGUCGUCCGCCUGCUGACGGGUGACGGGGAUGUCCUGGUGACCGUAACCCGGCGGCGCGCGAGCGCGUGGGGAGACGUGGACCCCCCUCCCGACAGUGCCGCGGGGUCGUCGAAGAGCGGGGCCGUAGUAGCGGGGCCUAGAGCGGCCAUCACAAUCGACCGCGAGCGGCAAGCCGGGGGGGACGAGAACGGGCGGCGGCGGGCGGCGGCGGCGGCGGCGGCGGGGGCGGCGGGGUGGGGGCGUAACGCUUCCGGAGGCCGGAAAACGUCAGGCGGUGGGAGCGGUUGGGAUGCGCUCCCCAACACGAACGCGAUACGAAAACGACAGCCUACAGCACAUGGGGUCCACCCGCCCGCAACGAGAGAGAGCUCCCUGGAGUCGCGGGCCAGAGGGCUUCUCCCAGACGACGUUAUGGCGUCGCCUCCGGUUUACCGGGAGCCCGGCAAGUCCGAGCUACCGGUGAUAUUCCGAGCGACCUCGGCGCCCAUCGUCAGAGCCGUCCCGAGCUUGAGACCAGCGGAGCGCCUGAGGUGGGGCAGAGCGGCGGCCCCCGCCAACCAACGGGGUGCAAUUUCGAGCCCGGACGGCAACGAGAGCCGCAACGCGGUAUCCCUGGAAGAGGGCGGGUGGCGCCAGGAGCUGGGCGAGGAAGGAGCAGCGCACAUGGCCCGAGCGGUCCGCUCUGCGGGAAACAUCGUGGCCAAGUCUAGCGGUCGGAGUUUUAGUGGCGGCGGUGGUGGUGGUGACGUUGAGCCUUCGAAGAGUGGCGUAAGGACUAGGAUCCCAGCUCCCUCCGGCCAAGACUCGGGGCAGAAUCUUGCCGGCGGGGAUGAUAGCGCGGAGAUGCCGCAAACAGGACUGAAUGACGGCUCUUGCGACUUCGUGAGCUCGACGAUAUGGUCGGGCGGGGAAACCGCAGAAGUGUCUGCUCCUGUGGAAGCGAGAUAG
This is a messenger RNA of Ectocarpus sp. CCAP 1310/34, 2106 nucleotides long. The record is from the annotation of a GenBank genome assembly. NCBI's taxonomy places the organism in Eukaryota, Phaeophyceae, Ectocarpales, Ectocarpaceae.